Astyanax mexicanus (Mexican tetra) is the source of this 1608-nucleotide messenger RNA. RefSeq names its product E3 SUMO-protein ligase ZBED1-like. The record is from RefSeq and is a predicted model, not a curated record. NCBI's taxonomy places the organism in Eukaryota, Metazoa, Chordata, Actinopteri, Characiformes, Acestrorhamphidae. The transcript has a single exon. Bases 1 to 1608 code for a protein of 535 amino acids. Gene Ontology annotation, molecular function: protein dimerization activity.
AUGGCAGCUGAGCUUUCUGAAAGCAUCCUACAGAUGAUUAUCAAGGAUAUGAGACCCCUUGCUAUUGUGGAGGGUCAAGGCUUUCGUGAAAUGAUCAACACUUUUCACUCAGGGUACACACUUCCCUCCAGACGCUACUUUACAGAUUUAAUGGAGAAGAAAUAUGAGGCAACUCUUGAUAGUGUAAAAGACAAACUCAAAAAUGUUGCAUCAAAAAUCACACUCACCACAGACGCCUGGACAAGUAUUGCAAAUGAAGCAUACUUGGGAGUUACCUGCCACUUUAUUAAUAAAGAUUGGGAGCUCACAUCAUACAAUCUAACUACAAUGCCGCUUGAGGAGCGUCACACAGCAGAAAAUAUCGCUGAGUGGGUUGAAAAAGCAGCAGAGAAGUUUGGAUUCUCUCUCAGUGAUGUACUGGCUGUUGUACAUGAUAAUGCUGCAAAUAUUGUGGCAGCUCUUCGGAUCUUGGAAGAGAAGUAUGGAGUUGCUUCACAGAGAUGUGCUGGCCAUACUCUUCAGUUAGUAGUCAACCAUGCCUUGAAAAAGGAUCCCCAAGUAAAUAAGACCCUUGGUGCUGCAAGGUCCCUUGUAGAGCAUUUUAGGAGGAGUGAACUGGCCAGCAGCAAGCUUAAACAAAAACAAAAGCAAUGGGGCACAGCUGAGCAUAAACUAAUCCAGGAUGUUCCUGUAAGAUGGAACAGUUCUUAUUACAUGGUGAGUCGGCUCUUGGAGCAGAGGUGGCCAGUGACUGCAACCCUUUCAGAUCCAGAGGUCACACCACGAGGAAAGCACUACUUGGAUCUAAAAGCUGAGCAGUGGACCCUUCUGGAGGAACUGGAACAGGUUCUCAAGCCCUUUGAGCAAGCCACUGUCUUCCUGAGUGGAGAGGCUUAUGUCACAUCCUCAGCUUUACCUCCACUCGUAAAAGGUCUCCAGAAAUCCACACAAAAAAUUUCCUUUGAGUCAGCUCCUGUCAACUCUUUUCAAACAUCUGCAGGACACGAGAUGGUUUCAAGGUGGGAGGGUGAGAUCAAAUUCAAAGAAGUUGGUAAAAAUGUGUGUUUAAUUGCUGCAGCCCUUGAUCCAAGAUUCCGCAAGCUAAGGUUCCUGUCAUCAGAUGACAGCCUGAAAGUCCAAAUCAAAGUUCAGACUUUAGCACUUCAAGCCAAAAAACAUGAACAGGAACAGCUUCAACAACAGGCAGGUGGUGUUGGGCAAGAUGACUCAGCCAGUGCCCAGCCACAGGGUUCACCCAGGAAAAGGUCUGUGCUGGACACAUUGUUAGGCUCAGACUCAGAGGGGCAUAACAGCAAUGAAGAAGAUGAGGACCAUGAGGCAGACGGUGAAAUAGUGAGGAACGAAGUACUCAUGUAUUUUGGUGAUCAAUGUAUAUCAAGAGAUAAGAGCCCACUCCAGUGGUGGAAGGAAAAUGCAGCCAGGUUCCCCACCCUUGCUAUCCUAGCCAAAUCGUACUUGUCAGUCCCUGCAACAUCAACUCCAUCUGAGCGCCUCUUCUCAGCUGCAGGAAACAUUGUGACAAAAAAAAGAUCAAGCCUGACGUCAGAGCAUGUGGAUAUGCUCACAUUUCUCCACACGAAUGUCUGA